AGGUGCAGUGGAUAUGUUGUCCAUCUGCAGAUCAGAUCUUCAAUGGUCAAUAGGUGCUGUGGAUAUGUUGUCCAUCUGCAGAUCAGAUCUUCAAUGGUCAAUAGGUGCUGUGGAUAUGUUGUCCAUCUGCAGAUCAGAUCUUCAAUGGUCAAUAGGUGCUGUGGAUAUGUUGUCCAUCUGCAGAUCAGAUCUUCAAUGGUCAAUAGGUGCUGUGGAUAUGUUGUCCAUCUGCAGAUCAGAUCUUCAAUGGUCAAUAGGUGCUGUGGAUAUGUUGUCCAUCUGCAGAUCAGAUCUUCAAUGGUCAUGGGUGCUGUGGAUAUGCUGUCCAUCUGCAGAUCAGAUCUUCAAUGGUCAAUAGGUGCAGUGGAUAUGUUGUCCAUCUGCAGAUCAGAUCUUCAAUGGUCAAUAGGUGCUGUGGAUAUGUUGUCCAUCUGCAGAUCAGAUCUUCAAUGGUCAAUAUGUGCUGGAUAUGUUGUCCAUCUGCAGAUCAGAUCUUCAAUGGUCAAUAGGUGCUGGAUAUGUUGUCCAUCUGCAGAUCAGAUCUUCAAUGGUCAAUAGGUGCUGGAUAUGUUGUCCAUCUGCAGAUCAGAUCUUCAAUGGUCAAUAGGUGCAGUGGAUAUGUUGUCCAUCUGCAGAUCAGAUCUUCAAUGGUCAAUAGGUGCAGUGGAUAUGUUGUCCAUCUGCAGAUCAGAUCUUCAAUGGUCAAUAGGUGCAGUGGAUAUGUUGUCCAUCUGCAGAUCAGAUCUUCAAUGGUCAAUAGUUGCUGGAUAUGUUGUCCAUUGGCAGAUUUAGGGGUCCCUGGUUUAAAUUAUUCCAGUCCUUCUGCUUAUUACAAAAGUAA
Messenger RNA from Dreissena polymorpha, 841 nucleotides. RefSeq lists its product as uncharacterized. Lineage: Eukaryota; Metazoa; Mollusca; Bivalvia; Myida; Dreissenidae. The coding region runs from base 14 to 358 and encodes 114 amino acids. The record is from RefSeq and is a predicted model, not a curated record. The transcript has 2 exons.